AUACUCGAUUAUUAUAAUCAAUCAUACAUAAAUACAUAAUUAAUAUAUCAUUUAGGUAGGGUAAAGUUCUUGCUCGAUGAGACGAACGACGUCGUACCACCGGUUUUGUGAACCGGAAUAUCUCGGACCCCUUGGUAGCCAAACCGGUCCGGAACUGCCAAUCCCGCCGGCCAAUCGAAACCGGGCGCCCAGACCAUCUUCCGGAAAAAAAAUCAUUAUUUUUUGGGGGAAAUCUCAGUCUCCAUCUGCGGCACUACUCGAAUUCGAAAGAAGCUUCCCACAGAAUGUUAUAGAAGAAUCACAUCCUCGUUUCCCAGAUUUCUGGAACAAUUAUGAAACCGAUCUCAUCCCGAUUCACCUCCUUCCUCCCUUCCUCAAGCCCGCUUCUGCCAAUCCCAACCAGAAGAUACGUAAUCCCGAUUAUGGCCUUCUCUUCGUCUUCAUCUCCACCUGGAACAUCGCCUUCUCGGGAAAACCCUAACGUAAACGACUGGGAAGACGAAGACCAAGAUAAGCUGAGAUUGGUUCUCAGAUACCAUAACCAGACUAAACACUCCUUCACUAACUACGCCAGAGGUCCACGCGGUCUCGACUGGGCUAAUCAACCCAACCCUUUUCGUCGGUAUGUCUCUGCUCCUCUUCUUCCUCUUCAGCACUUUCCCCAAGACAACCACGACAUCGAUGAUUCUCCUCUCUAUUCGUCUCUUUUUGUUUCGCUCCCUCCGCCGAAACCCAUCUCUCUCCCCUCAAUUUCUCAGCUUUUCUACGAUUCUCUCGCUCUCUCCGCCUGGAAAACCACCGGAUUCUCUACCUGGUCCCUCCGGGUCAACCCGAGCAGCGGAAAUUUGCACCCGACCGAGGCUUAUCUCAUCGCCCCACCUAUCGAUGCGAUUGCCGAAUCGGCUUUCGUUGCGCAUUAUGCUCCAAAAGAGCACUCUUUGGAAAUUCGAGCCAACAUCCCAUCCGGGUUUUUCCCAAAAUUCUUCCCCAAGAACUCCUUUCUCAUUGGGAUUUCGUCAAUUUUUUGGCGGGAAGCUUGGAAGUACGGAGAACGAGCGUUCAGGUACUGUAACCACGACGCGGGUCACGCCAUUGGCGCUAUCACCAUCGCCGCCGCUGAGCUCGGAUGGGACGUCAAGCUUCUAGACGGGCUCGGGUUUGAGGAUCUGCAGAGACUAAUGGGACUCCACAUCUUCCCUGAGUUUCAGAUACCAUCAAGACCCGGCAAAGGUAAAUUUCCAGGGAUCGAAUUCGAGCAUCCUGACUGCCUACUGCUUGUGUUUCCCAACGGAACUAGAGAUUUCACAGUAAACUACGACGAACUGAGCUCUGUGAUCGCACAAUUUCCGAGUUUGGAAUGGAAAGGAAAACCCAAUGCUCUCAGUAAGGAGCAUGUUUGUUGGGAUAUAAUAUACAGGACUGCUGAAGCAGUGAAAAAGCCGAUAUCGUCAGUCUCCAAAUUGUUCUCUGUUGAUCUCUUCAGAAGCAGCGGUGUCUUAAACCAAGGCUCGUACAAGGGGCUGACAACGAGACAGGUCGUGAGGAAGAGGAGGAGCGCAGAUGACAUGGACAGAGUUACGUUCAUAGACCGAUCAAUGUUUUACCAGAUUCUGCUCCACUGUCUUCCUUCUGGUUCUGAUAGUGGCAGGAAGCAGACAAAACAAAUGGCACUGCCGUUUCGGGUUCUUCCAUGGGAUGCUGAGGUCCAUCUUGCUCUGUUUGUGCAUAGAGUUUUGGGCUUGCCAAAGGGUUUGUACUUCCUGGCCAGAAAUGAGGAUCAUGUCAGUGAUCUCAAGAAAGCUAUGAGGUCCGAGUUCGAGUGGAUCAAACCAGAUGGGUGCCCUGAUGAUCUUCCAUUGUAUGAGCUCGCUCGAGUAGAUUGCCAAAAUCUGGCGAAAGAUCUAUCGUGUCAUCAGGACAUUGCGAGCGAUGGCUGCUUUAGCCUGGGCAUGGUAGCUCGGUUUGAGCCAGCCCUGCGGGAGAAGUUUCCAUGGAUGUACCCUCGCCUGUUCUGGGAGACUGGUGUUCUUGGCCAGGUUUUGUACUUGGAAGCGCAUGCAAUUGGCAUAUCUGCGACUGGGAUAGGCUGCUACUUCGAUGACCCUGUGCACGAAUUGCUUGGGAUUAAAGACGGGACCUUUCAGAGUCUGUACCAUUUCACGGUGGGAGGUCCUGUUCUGGACAAGCGGAUCAUGAGUCUUCCCGCAUAUCCUGGUCCAAGCCUCGAUGCUUAAACACAAAUGCUCCCGUUUGCCGUGUCGUGUCUGUUCAUGCACGCGUGUAAAUAUCUCUGUCUGUGGUUACAAACUUCUCGGUCACGGGUUUAUCCCUUUGAGGGUUUUUCUGUGGUGGUGAUGGACGUUUCAAUGGGCUCACAACCACGGGCUUCCUUUUAAAAGUUACCCAAUUAUUAUAA
This is a messenger RNA of Tarenaya hassleriana, 2416 nucleotides long. RefSeq lists its product as uncharacterized. Gene Ontology annotation, molecular function: oxidoreductase activity. NCBI's taxonomy places the organism in Eukaryota, Viridiplantae, Streptophyta, Magnoliopsida, Brassicales, Cleomaceae. The transcript has 3 exons. The coding region runs from base 333 to 2234 and encodes 633 amino acids. The record is from RefSeq and is a predicted model, not a curated record.